UCUACCAAGUCCCGCCUCACGCUAGAUUCCAGUCUCCGCUCAUAUUAUUUGUUCAGGAGUUGGCAGCGGAAGUAGUAAUAGUGGGAGCGAAAAAGAUUGAAAUUCUCAGCCAAGAAAUGGAGUUUAAUGAGAAGGCGUUGAUAAAACAGCUAGGCAAGUAUAAGUUUCGGGACCUAACUGUAGAGGAGCUGAAGAAUGUGCAUAAAAAAUUUCCUGAACUUAAAUCAUCAAUGGACGUAUACACUUUCAGCGAUGGCUCCCAGAAAGAUCUGCUGAACUUAAUUGGCACCAUUCCUGUUAGGUAUCAAGGAUCAUCCUAUAAUAUUCCUAUUCGAAUAUGGAUUCUUGACUCUCAUCCUUUUGGCCCUCCUUUGUGCUUCCUGCAACCAACCUCAAACAUGGUUAUUCGUGAGGGCAAACAUGUAGAUUUGCAAGGGCGCAUUUAUUUACCAUACCUGCAACACUGGAGUCAUCCAAAAACAGAUGUAGUUGGUUUAUUACAUGAAAUGAUCACAAAGUUCGAGGAAGUGCCACCUUUAUAUGCGAAGCCUUCUAUUGAUGGCAUAUCCCUGGCAGAGCUCAAUACCUACUUGGCUGAUAUUUCUUCAGGUCUGUCUGACAUCAGUCGUCGAUCAAAGUUGGAAGCUGGUGAGCAACGCUUUGGCAAAGUUACUGUGCUUGGUGAUGGCGACUUGGGAAUGGCAUGUGCCAUGAGCAUUUUAGCAAAGGAAGUUGCAGAAAAAUUGGCAGUCGUUUCAACCUCAGAAAAUGCUAUAAAGGGAGGAUCACUGGACAUGGAGGUUUUCGGUCUGCCUAGAGUUGAAAUCAGCAAUGAUUUUUCAAUUUCAGCAGGUUCUAAUGUAGUAAUUAUUACAGCGAAUACCUGGAGUGGUGAGGAGUCCUAUCUGAAAGCGUUACAAAGCAACGUGGAUCUGUUCAGGAAGAUCAUCCCCAAUGCAGUGCGAUACAGUCCCAACUGUGUACUCAUCGUUGCUUCCCAGCCAGUUGACGUGAUGACGCAUGUAGGCUGGAAGCUAAGUGGGUUUUCUUCGCACCGCGUGAUUGGGACUGGUUGUAACUUGAAUACUCAACGAUUCCAGUCUGUCCUGGGGAAACACUUGAAAGCAUCCGUUGAGAAGGAGGCCUGGAUCAUUGGUGAACAUGGAGAGAAUGAAGUGGCUGUGUGGCAAGGCCCUGAGGUAGGUGGUGGGAAAAUUAGGAGCCCAGAUAUAAUCACGGACCAUGACAGCUGGAAGCAGUUGGCAUACAGGGUUGUCAAAGGGUUAAAGGAGAAAGGUCAGAGGUCGUGGUCGGUUGGUCUGUCCGUAGCUGAUUUAACUGAGACUAUCCUGAGAAAUCUGGGACGUCCACAUUCUGUCUCCACCCUAAUGAGGAACAGGUAUGGAAUCAGUGGUGAAGUAUUCCUCAGUCUACCGUGCAUGCUCACCAUGGCUGGAGUAGAGAAUGUAACCGCACCAGUGCUAUCUCAGGAUGAGGAAGCAAAGCUGCGGAGCAGUGCAGCAACCCUACAAAGCUUACUUGAGCAGCUAAAAAUUUAAGCUGCUGAUUGGAGCAAGUGUAAAUGAUAGAUGGCAAAACUGAGGAACCUGCAUCAACUUCCAGCAUUUAACAUUGCCCUGUUUUUAUCCAGACGGUCUAAAUCCUGUAACUGGCAGCUGCACACCUUUUGAUUUACAUGUAAUCAUGUUCUCUAUAUAACCACUGGUGUCUUCCACCUAGCUCAACAUAAAGAUAUUAGCUUGGCUUUGUAGCAGCACUUCCUGUUCAGGUGCAUGUUAAAUUUAAAAAGGUCUGUUUUCCUGUAGAAGGAAGUUCUCCCAGCAUUCUGUUCAAUAUUAAUCUCUGCAGUGCUAUCACACAACACAGAAUAACUGGUAAAUGCAAACCACUGCUCUUUGGGGGAUCUUCACACCUGCAAUAUGUCCAGACCUGUGCAAUUAGCAAUUAAUACAAUCAUUCACUUCUUUUAUAAUGAAAGUGAAAUGCAAAUGCAUGAAAAUUUCCAACCCUUAAUCGUAUGUGAUGUAGGUCACUGGUUCUCAAAGUGUAGCAGAGUCCUCCAGUUGUUUCUCUACUGUUUCAAAAUACAAGUUAUUGAUAUGGAAUGCCACUUUUAAGGCCAUAGAAGAGAACAGAGCAGAACCAACCAUGUCUCACAUCCCGAACGCCAUAAUGUGAAAACAAUAGAAUAAUUUUAUAACCAAGAUUUGAUGUGAUUUAAUUAUUUUUAAAUAUAAUGUUUGAAAUGUAUUAUCUUGCAAGAUUAUUAUUUACAAAAAGAAAAUAUCUAUA
This is a messenger RNA of Stegostoma tigrinum, 2313 nucleotides long. RefSeq names its product UEV and lactate/malate dehyrogenase domains (gene uevld). The record is from RefSeq and is a predicted model, not a curated record. Lineage: Eukaryota; Metazoa; Chordata; Chondrichthyes; Orectolobiformes; Stegostomatidae. Gene Ontology annotation, biological process: protein modification process; carboxylic acid metabolic process; protein transport. The coding region runs from base 117 to 1559 and encodes 480 amino acids. Gene Ontology annotation, molecular function: oxidoreductase activity, acting on the CH-OH group of donors, NAD or NADP as acceptor. The transcript has 12 exons.